Messenger RNA from Camarhynchus parvulus, 1266 nucleotides. RefSeq names its product neuronal differentiation 4 (gene NEUROD4). Lineage: Eukaryota; Metazoa; Chordata; Aves; Passeriformes; Thraupidae. The record is from RefSeq and is a predicted model, not a curated record. Gene Ontology annotation, biological process: nervous system development; regulation of DNA-templated transcription. Gene Ontology annotation, molecular function: protein dimerization activity.
GGGCAGCGCGGAGCUCUCAAAACCGCCCGAGCGCGGAGCCGCCGGUGCCCGGUGCGCUCCCGGUGCGCUCCCCGGGGCUGACCCCGCCAUGUCCCCGGGCGAGUGACACAAGCGACAGCGGCGACUCGCUGUGGUGCCCAGAUGCCCCAGAGCUGCGCCAAGCCCUCGGACAUGGCCGAGCUCGUCAGCAGCCAGGCCUGGAUGGGCGAAAUGCCGGCAGCCAAGGCCGAGCUGAAGGAGCAGGGGGACGCCAGGAGCGCUCCCUUCGCGCUGCUGCCGGCCCUGCCCGAGGAGCGCGACAGCGCCGAGGAGGAGGAGGAGGAGGAGGAAGAGGAGGGCGAGAAGCCCAAGAGGAGGGGCCCGAAGAAGAAGAAGAUGACCAAGGCCAGGCUGGAGCGGUUCCGGGCGCGGCGGGUCAAGGCCAACGCCCGGGAGCGCACGAGGAUGCACGGCCUGAAUGACGCCCUGGACAACCUGCGCAGGGUCAUGCCCUGCUACUCCAAAACGCAGAAGCUCUCCAAGAUCGAGACGCUGCGGCUGGCCAGGAACUACAUCUGGGCCCUGUCCGAGGUGCUGGAGACCGGGCAGACGCCCGAGGGGAAGAGCUUCGUGGAGAUGCUGUGCAAGGGGCUGUCGCAGCCCACCAGCAACUUGGUGGCCGGCUGCCUGCAGCUGGGCCCGCAGCCGCUGUUCCUGGAGAAGCGCGAGGAGAAGCCCUGCGAGCCGGGCCUGGCCGGCCACUCCUUCGGCUACCAGGGGCUGCCCAGCCCUCCCUACGGCUCCAUGGAGUCCCACCUGCUGCACCUGAAGCCGCCGGCCUUCAAGAGCCUGGUGGAGGCUUCCUUCGGGAGCCACCCCUCUGACUGCUCCACGCCUCCCUACGAGGGGCCCCUGACGCCGCCCCUGAGCAUCAGCGGCAACUUCUCCCUGAAGCAGGACGGCUCCCCCGAGCUGGACAAGUCCUACCCCUUCAUGGCCCACUACCCCUCAGUCGGCCUGGCCGCGGCCCACGGGCACGGCUCGCACUUCCAGGGCUCCGUGCCCCGAUACGAGAUCCCGCUGGACGUCACCUUCGAGUCCUUCCCGCCCCACGUGGCCGGGGCCCAGCUCGGCGCCAUCUUCAACGAGUAGCGGGGCUGGACGUGGGUUUGGGGCAGGGAGAUGGCCCCAGGAUGGACCCAGCAUCUCUGCAGGACGUGGCCCUGAGGUGGCCGGUGCCACCGCCGCUGUCCCAGCUGUCGCCAGGAGCCACAGGAACUGCUCUGG